Molecule: messenger RNA, 1329 nt
Organism: Suricata suricatta (meerkat)
Lineage: Eukaryota; Metazoa; Chordata; Mammalia; Carnivora; Herpestidae
Gene: LRRC73
Product: leucine rich repeat containing 73
Exons: 6
Coding region: 119-1069 (316 amino acids)
Source: RefSeq, a predicted model, not a curated record
GCCUCUGCCACCGCCUCUGCCCCCGCUCCGUCCGCGACCCCAGCCCCGACCCCGCCCUCGUCCCCGCCAACCUCGGCCGCGGCCUGCGCCCUGGCCCCGGAGGCCAGCCGUGGGUACGAUGCUGCCCAGCUCCAUCCAGAUUUCGGGGGAACCGCUGUCAGGCGCCGAAGUGCGGGACAUUUGCCGCGGCCUGCGCGACAACGCUGUGCGCCUGCUCUCACUGCGCGGCUGCCGCCUCUGCGACCGCGACUUCGGCCGCAUCUGCCGGGCCCUGGCCGGGGCCACCUCCCUGGCGCAGCUCAACCUUAACCUAGGCGUCGUGUCCAGUCCCAGCCGCAUCAAGCAGCUGGCAGAGGCGCUGCGGACCAACCGCUCCAUCCAGUCCCUCUUCCUACAUGGGAGUCCCCUGACAGAUGCAGGGCUGGCCUUGCUGAACCCAGCCCUGGCCCUCCACCCUGCCCUUGUGGCUUUGGACCUGGGGGACUGCAUGCUGGGUGAUGAAGCCAUCAACCUCAUCUGUGGCCUCCUCCCCCCAGAUGGAGCCAAGUCAGGCUUGAAGGAGCUAACGCUGAGUGCCAACCCUGGCAUCACCCCUAAGGGCUGGAGCCGCCUCGCGAUUGCCGUGGCCCACAGCUCCCAGGUCCGCGUCCUCAAUCUGGACUACAACCCCCUGGGUGACCACGUAGCAGGGAUGCUGGCUGUAGCCGUGGCCUCCAGCCGCACCUUAGAGGUCCUAGACUUGGAGGGCACCGGGCUCACCAACCAGUCAGCUCAGACCCUGCUGGACAUGGUGGAAAAUUACCCCACGGCAUUGAGGAGCCUGGUGCUGGCUGAGAACAGCAUCAGCCCAGAGCUGCAGCAACAGAUCUGUGACCUCCUCUCAGAGGGAGAGGAGGAGGAAGAGGUGGCAGGAGGGGCUGGCGACACCCAGGAACGAGAGCGAGCGCGGGAACCUGCUGCCCACCAGAGGAGCAGCAGCUCCUGGAUAUGCCCCAGUGAUCCCAGCUCUCAGAUGGUGCUCAUGACAUCAGGACUAGGGGACAGUCUGUUGGCGGAGACCGAGAUGUGACCCUCCACUUGGGCUUCUGCGCAUCAUUACAUCUUGUCUAUGUCCUCAGCACCUUGUCCCAAAUAUCAGGGUCAGGCCCUGGGGCCUGGGAGGGAGGGUGGUGGUGGCUGGGGCUCUGGUAGCUCCCGGCAGUGGUGGGAAGCUCUGGAAGCUGACUGAGCAACAGCCUCGGGGGCACCUGUACCCAAGGCAAUGCCUCUGAACUUGGCAGCUCUGGCUGCAACCCGCUGGCUCGGAAGAGAUUUUAUUAACUCUACAAA